CGUAAAGCUCCAGGACUUCGUAACUCAUGUUGAAGACAUGCACCGCACGUCUAAUUUUGGAUUUUCAGAAGAAUACAAGGCCAUUAACAAGAUGAGUCCCAAACAUCCGGCCACGGCCGCCGAGCAGGAAGCAUGCCGCACGAAGAACCGAUACACCAACGUUCUGGCUUUUGACCACUCACGAGUGAAGCUCCUGCCGCUAGACGAUGAUGAAGGCUCUGAUUACAUCAACGCUAAUUAUAUACAGGGAUACAACUCCAAAAGAGAAUACAUAGCAGCCCAGGGUCCACUGCCGUGCACGAAGGACGAUUUCUGGAGGAUGAUCUGGGAGAACAAAGUGACGAUCGUGGUGAUGCUCACGCAGUGCAAGGAACGAGGGCGGAUCAAGUGUGAGACGUACUGGCCCAACACGAACGAGCCGGUGUAUUUUGGAGACCUCAUAGUUCAGCUACGGUCCGAAUCCGUGCUUCCUGAUUAUAUGAUAAGAAUUCUCGAUGUCAGGCAGGGAAAUACCAAGCGAGUUGUGAAGCAUUUUCACUUUCUGAAGUGGCCAGACUUCGGGUGUCCAGAAAAGACCUCCCUCCUGCUCAACUUUGUACGUGCCAUUCGAGGACAUCUACCACAUCCGACUGAAGGACCUACACUGGUACACUGCAGCGCUGGCGUUGGCCGGACCGGCACGUACAUCGCGGUGGACUAUCAGCUGCAGCACAUAAAGGAGCACACUGAGAUUGAUGUUUUUAGAUUUGUGCUGGACAUGCGCGCGCAUAGACCACUCAUGGUCCAAACAGAGAACCAGUAUGUGUAUAUCCACGACUGCAUCCGAGACGCAAUGGAAGAAGGUGCCGGUGAGGAAACUACGUGGACAACCACUCUGUCGACCUGUUUGAACUGUAGGCCUACCCAGAACGACAAACAAAGUCAGGCUCAGCCCCAGAAUGGGAAUGAGAAUCCGGAUCCGAACCAGAACGAACAACAGAACCCGAACCAGAACCCGAACCAGGACCAGGACCCUAGCCAGAGCCAGGACCCUAGCCAGAGCCAGAACCAGAACGAAAAUCAGAACCAGAAUCAAAAUCAAAAUCAGGAUCAGAACAAAGACCAAAAACAAAAUCUAAACCUAAAUCUGAAUCAGAAUCAGAACCACACUUACAAUCGUAAUCAGAAUAACCAGCACAACCUAAUCCAAAAGAAGAACCAGCCACAGAACUUGAAGAAGAACUGGAUCAGGCAGGAAGACGAGAGUCAGGUCUAGACGUCAGGUCUAGAAGUUAGGUCUAGACGUCAGGUCUAGAAGGUCUGGAAUCCGUGACGAGUUCAGAAGUAGUGACAUCUUUGCAAGACAAAGAGACUGUCGGUGAAGAAUGGGACUCUUGGCUUGUGUUCAUAAACCAGUGAAUGCAUGAAUGCCAAUUGACACUUUGUUUUUUUAAAUAUUAUAUUUACCGAGUCGACGUUUCUGCUGGUGAACUAUUAAGUGCUUCAUUAGAGCCUCCAUUGCAAUUUAAAAAUUGCUGUCUAUUAAUACUAAACUGUUACAUUAGUUUGAUAGCAAACAGUCUUAACUAUGAUUAAUUGGGCUUCCAUCUUAUUUUCGUGCUUAUAUCCAAUUAAUGUUCAAGCUCGCUGUCCUGGGCAAACACCUUAUAUAUCUGGGCUGUCUGUCCAGGACCGUGGAUUAGUGGUUAGUGAAAGAGAAGUCGGUAUACCCCUACCCAUUGAGUCGUUAAAAUUCGCUCUGGGUAGCAGCCGGUACUGGGCUGUGAACCCAGUACCUACCAGCCUUAAGUCUGAUGACUUAACAACGACACCACCGAGGCCGGUAAAUGCAGGUUGUUACGGUGGUUGACUUAUUAAAGUUGCACGUAUUACAUAACGUAAAAUGUACACUGUAUGUUUACAUUCUUCUUCAAGUACAAUAAACCGUUUUGUAAACAUUAUUAAUAGCUAGCUUGACCUAACAUGAGCUAAAGUUGUUUUGUGUUUGUUUGGAGGGUUUUUUAAAUUAUUUAUUGCUUCGUAGCCAUAAUUCAAUUAUAUAUCAAGACGUGAGAUAUCACAAUUAUAUUCCUGGUGGAAUAAAAUGAGCUUCCAGAUUGAUUAAAUGUAUACUAGUAUGUCUUAGGCAAUAAUGUGUUGAGCCUUUUUUGUGGUUUAACUUCCGUGGAACCGUGCCUAUAAUGGUGGUGAAUAAAUAAACAGCAUUGUUCAUAUCAGGGCUGUACUUAGGUGGGAGAAAGGGGGAUUAUUACUUCCCCAUAAAAAUAUGAAAAAAGUGCGUUUUCUGUUUAAAAGUGCCUUUUUGUCUACCUGGAGAUGAACUUCUACUGUUAUGCCUCGAUUCUUUUUGUACGGUCUCCCCCCUUAUGUUAGUCUGGGUACUGCCCUGCAUAUGACAUUCGAUUUGUUAAUUCAUAUAAUGAAUGACAAAUGUAUUUCUGUUCAUACAUUUGUUUACGUGAUCUGAUUAGCCUUUCUAACCGUUGUUUUUAAAAUGUGUGUCAUUAUAUGAUGCCCGGCAUGCCUUAUUAUGUAAUAUACAUGUGGUAUUGUAUAUUUAGUUUAUAAUAGAAGUUAUUUUGUUAUAUUUAUAUUCAUAGUAAUGUUGCAUGUUAAUUUAUUUCACUGUUAACAAGUCUACCUUUUAACCUAAGUUAAUGUAACAUAUUAAUUUUAUUUUUAUUUUUAUUAUGUACAGUAUUUGUCCUUGUGGUUAGACACUUAAAUGAGCUCCACCAAAGCUUCAAACUGGCACCUUCUUGCCAAAUGUAUUUAUUAAAUGUUGUAAAGAUUGUACAUUUAUACCAAUAAAAAUAAAAUUAAAAUCAAAUAAUUUCAUUCACUAUUUUAAUUAUGGGAUUCCAAUCCUAAGAGCAGCGAUGUGGUGAAGAACGCAUUUGCACGUGACCAUUUCUGUAUAUAGUUAGAUUGACGGAUGGCGCGUAACACAAGACUAAGUGAAUGACCUAAUUUAAAAAAAAAAAAAAAAUGUGUACGAGAUUCGGUUAUCAAUAACAAGUUGUGGUUGAAAACGUUCUCAGACAUGAAUGUAAUCUCACAGUGAUGUCACAAGUGAUCUCACAAAAUGUCAUAGUGUGAGGUCACGGUAAAACUGUCAGCUGUAACUUGAAGCUGUAAUCUCGCCACACCUUGUUACAUGUUCUAAUGUUAUAAUACAAACAAAUAUAGUUACAGUAAUAACUUGUGUGUGUUAGAAUAAUAUACAAGUCAGUCUCCGUGUUUUUAAUACCGUAUAAGGCGCGGGUGCAGGGGGAGGGUUUCGGGGCUCGAAAUCCCUCCUUGUUAAAGCAGUUUCUUUUAACUCAGUAUAUAUCGGGGUAGUAUUCGACACCCACCCCCCACCCACCCACCCCCAACAGACUUCGAUCGCCACAGUCUAGAACACCCCCCCCCCCCCACACACACACACACACACACACACAAAUAUACACAUACACCGCUAAAGUUCCUGCACACGCAUUUGCGUAUAACAUAAAACAACGGAAAAGCACCUCCUAUGAUAGUUAAAUGAAGAAUAAUACAUUUUGUGUAACUCAAUUUAGUUAUUAUAGCCAAAGGAUAUGGAUGAUAAAAACUGUGUCCGAGAUUACAGUUUUAACUAUCCCCUUAUAUGUGUUGCAUGUCUUGUUUGGUUUUGUAAAUAUUUAUCAGUUUUGUUAUAUUUUUAUUAAGAUAAUGUUAUUAAAAAUACAUUAACGAUAAAA
Gigantopelta aegis is the source of this 3725-nucleotide messenger RNA. RefSeq names its product receptor-type tyrosine-protein phosphatase beta-like. The record is from RefSeq and is a predicted model, not a curated record. Bases 38 to 1255 code for a protein of 405 amino acids. Gene Ontology annotation, molecular function: protein tyrosine phosphatase activity. NCBI's taxonomy places the organism in Eukaryota, Metazoa, Mollusca, Gastropoda, Neomphalida, Peltospiridae. Gene Ontology annotation, biological process: protein dephosphorylation. The transcript has 9 exons.